Messenger RNA from Trichobilharzia szidati, 1956 nucleotides. The record is from the annotation of a GenBank genome assembly. Lineage: Eukaryota; Metazoa; Platyhelminthes; Trematoda; Strigeidida; Schistosomatidae.
AUGGAUUUAUCGAUGAACGCACAACAAGGAUGUCUUCAUUUCGCCAAAAGUAAUUCUCUUUUCGAUAUGAUCAUCUCCGCUUUUAGUUUAAAAAACCAUACUACUUAUUUUAUGCAAAAUACUAACAUAUGCUUUUUAUCAUUAAAAAAACAGAAAACUAAAUUUCAGCUACAACUAGACAAACUGAACGUCAUACUUGAUAAACAAACUGGUUGUACAAUUAAUUUAAAUGAAAUGGAAAAUGAUGAUGGAGACUUUUUCACACAUACUGAAGAGGAGGAACAUUUGAAAUCAUUUUUUCAUCUAUUUUCUCUACUCGCUCAGAAGGUAAAAAAAUUGGCAUUAAUUUCAUCAAGUGAAGAAAGUUAUAUCAAAUAUCAAAACCGCAGUAAGAACCAUUAUAUAGAUGGAAUGGAUACAACAAGACACGAUUGUAAUGAAAAUUUCGUUAAUACAUGGAGUGCUAUUCAUUUAUUUAAUCAAUGUCUUAGUGAACAAAUUCAAUGUGCACGCAAUUAUACGAUGGCACAUCACUCAUUACAUGAACUACGCAGUGUACUGCACUCAUGGUCAAGCGAAAUGAAUAUUAGCUGGAGAGAAAGGGAAUUUUCAGGGACAUAUGAAGAAGCAUUGGAAAUAUCUGGUUUAAUACAGAAUAGUCGUAAUCAUUAUUUAUCGUGUUGGUAUAAAAUUGAUCAACUGGUCGGAAUACAAUCACAUAUAGUUUCACUUUCUAAGAAUUCCAAAUUACCACCAGAAAAGGCUAAAUUACUGUGCAAUUGUCGGUUACAUGAAAUAACGGUAACGACAGAAGAUGAAGUUUACCCUCAAAAAAGGUUAAGUGAUAGUAGGUGGCUCAGUGACAUUGUGGUAAACCAUGACGAGGGUUAUUCUACUUCACAGGUGAACUGGAAGUCACCGAUUCAGUUGAAUACUACUACUAAUUCCGUCUCUGCUACUGCUGUUGCUACUGCUACUACUGAUAAAAAUAAGAAGCCACCAUUUUUUUGUCGCUUAUUCAACAAACAAAAAUCUAAACAGAAAAUCAAUUUGAAUAACCAGAAAGAGAGUAAUGCAACACGAAAACAUUCUAAAUGGUUAAAACAAGUAAAUAUACCAGAAAUUUGUAUGCUAUCCACUGAAACAGAUGAAAAAUUUCAAACUUCUCUGAAUGACAUGCAAUGCACACUAUAUGAUGCAUGGUUAUUUGAUGACAGUAUAAUUGAAAAGGUUCUAUUAAAGUUUCUAACGAAAGUGUUCACCCUGUGGAAUACUCUGAAUUUUAUUAAAUGUAUGCCUGUUAAAUGGUGUGAAAAUCAGCGGGAUUUAUACACCUUUUUAACUACCACUGAAGAUUUAUUCUCAGUAAAAAUGGAGUCAACAUCAGAAUUCCAAGAAUUCUUGCAUGAAACACGUUUAUUACGGCUGGCGCUGACUGAUUUGUCUAUUACUGGUUCGGAUCAACAGUAUAAUUUUGUAGACAACUCGUGUGAAUACUAUGAACCAACCAAAUGUACUAAAGAUAUGGAAACAUUUUAUUAUCAGGAGAGAGAAGUUGAAAGUUUAAUUCAUGAAUAUUGUAUAUUUGAACAAGUGUGUAAUCUUUAUAAAUCCCAAAUACUAGAGCACAAAAGUGUAGCGAUAUCUCCACAAUCAUGUGAAACAAAAUGUAGCUUAGAUAAUGUACUGAGACCAGUGUCAGGAGAAUUAAUCUGGAAAUCUCUAAGUGGAUACAUUAACAACUCAGUACAGAAUACAAAUUUUAUGAAAACAUCAUUCUCUUCAUCUUUAUUCAAUCGAAGUUCACAACAUUUCAGAAGAUUUAAAUCGGAUGGAUCAUUUAUAGGAAAGAAUUUGGAUUUUGAUGACAAUACAAGAAUAAAAUCACCUAGUUCAGAAAUCAACCUCGUUGGAAAUAAUAACCUAUGGACAGUCAUUGAAAAAACUUUAGUUUAG